Messenger RNA from Dentiscutata erythropus, 123 nucleotides. The record is from the annotation of a GenBank genome assembly. Lineage: Eukaryota; Fungi; Glomeromycota; Glomeromycetes; Diversisporales; Gigasporaceae.
AUGGUUACAUAUGAUUUACUUGAAAUUUCAGAUGAAAAUACUAAUAAUGAUGAGACUAAUAAUUUGAAUGAUAUUAAUGAAAGUGAAAUUUUGAAAAGUUUAAUGCUGAAUAUUGCAGAUUCG